GGAAUAAAAACGGCACGUGCAGAGGAGCGUCCCACUCUUAACGACAGUUCGCUCUUCUGUAACGAUCGUGUGUCAUACGAGCGCGCAUCCGCGAGCCGUGCGAAUAGCAAAGUCGCCUAAACGAUCGUGAUCAGUGAAGUGAUAUACAACGAUGGAGAACGGAUCGUUCGCGAUUAACCGCUCCGCCGAAGAGACGGCGAAACAAUUUCAAGUUUAUCUCAGAAAACACGAGAACGACGACAAAUUGGUGAUUUCGGAGGUCGUGGACAAGCCAGGGUCAAAAAUCGGCGACAAUUAUACGUCGGUGUUGAUCAGAUCGAAACUCGUCGGCACACGCGGGGAUGGAAGUCCGUAUGCCAAGACUUUUAUGACGAAGACGCUCAGUCUAGCACGCGGAAUCUCUAAUUUAGUGGACCUUACCGAUUUGUUCCGUAUGGAAGCGUACGUCUAUCAAAAAAUAUUGCCCACGCUUGGACCUUUCGGCCCUCAAUGUAUACACGCCGACGAAGAGAACAUAAUAAUGGAAGAUUUGGCAGAGAAGGGAUACACUAACUGCGAGAGACGCAACUUCUUGGACUUGGAUCACUCUGUCUACGCCUUAAGAAAACUUGCCAAACUACAUGCUUCAGCUUUAGCUAUAAAGAUCAAGGACCCGCGGCAGUUUGACAAGUGGAACAACUCAAUGACGGAAGUAUUUUACAAAGAUGCGUCCGAAACGUCAGCAGCAAGGAUGUGCACCGAAAUGUGUACCCAGCUAACGCUGAAAUACUUGGAAGUGAUCGAGCCGCGAACGCAAGAGCUGCAAAACGUUAUAGAUCACAUUAGCACUUACAACAACAAGACUUACGACACGAUGCAUCGACUGUUCAAUGGGCCGAAGCAGAAGUAUUUCACGAUUUGCCACGGCGAUCCGUGGACCAACAAUCUGCUCUACCUGCACGACAAAAACGGCCGGAUACUCGACUUGAAAAUGGUGGAUUACCAGAUAAGCAGGCACAUCUCAGUUUCCACGGACAUUCUUUACUUGAUAUACAGCAGCGUGCAGUCGUCGUUGAUCGAGAAGAGUUUCGAAAGCCUAAUCAAGAUCUAUCACAACGAGUUUAUUAAAGAGCUUCGCCGUUGCCACGUAAACGAAAAGAUUUUGGCGGAGGUCGGCACGGAGUGGCUGAAUUCGGAGCUGAAAGCUUUCUCGUUUUACGGAGCGGUCGUCGGGUGCUUUUUGGUAAAUCCGAUUUUAGCGGAGGAGGAGGAGGCGUUACAGUUCGAGUCCGGCUUCGGGCCGGAAAACCCAUUGUUUACGGCCGAAAGUGUUGUGAACCCGAAGAAACUUGAUCGAAUUAAACAGAUCUUGUUGCAUUAUUACAGGAGGUUCGUUGAAAACGUUGUUCGAGACGAUCUCCAACCGAUUCCCAUUACAUAAUGGUAUUAAGAUGAUGCUGGUAUGAAUUAAAAUACUAUUUGUCAUAUCGAUCGAUG
Molecule: messenger RNA, 1476 nt
Organism: Linepithema humile (Argentine ant)
Lineage: Eukaryota; Metazoa; Arthropoda; Insecta; Hymenoptera; Formicidae
Source: RefSeq, a predicted model, not a curated record